UACAACUUUCAUAUUUCUCAACGAUGGUAGAGCAAAGAGAGCUUGGAAGGACCGGCACGUUUGUAAACCCACUGGGGUUGGGCUGCAUGGGAAUGAGCGAUUUUUAUGGCCCUACAGAUGAGGAAGAGAACAUGGCUGUUCUGAGCCGUGCACUCGAACUCGGUUGUAAUUUUUGGGAUUCUGCCGACAUGUACGGCGUAGGUGAGAACGAACGGCUUCUGGGAAGAUACUUUUCCAAGUCAGGAAACCGCGACAAGGUGUUUCUAUGCACAAAGUUUGGCAUCGUUCGGGAUGAGAAGACUGGAGCAUUUUCGGCCCCAAACGGAAAGCCCGAGUAUGUGCGCAAAGCUUGUGAAGCCAGUCUUAAACGUCUCGGCGUCGAUACCAUCGAUUUGUACUAUCAACAUCGAUAUGACCCAGAAACUCCAAUUGAAGAUACAGUGAAGGCUAUGGCAGAGUUGGUAAAGGAAGGCAAGGUUCGAUACAUCGGCCUAUCGGAAUGCAGCGCCGAAAAUAUCCGACGUGCACACAGGAUCCAUCCGAUUUCGGCGUAUCAAGUUGAAUUUUCGCCAUGGACGCUCGAUAUUGAAACCAAUGGAGCACUUGACACUUGCCGGGAGCUAGGCAUUACCAUCGUUGCUUAUUCGCCCCUUGGUCGUGGUUUUCUGACAGGCGCCAUCAAGUCGCCAGACGAUCUUGCUGACAACGAUUACCGCAAGUUGAACCCACGCUUCUCACGCGAGAAUUUCUCCAAGAAUCUGGAGCUCGUAGCCAAGAUACAGGGUAUCGCUGAAAAGAAAGGUGCCACUACACCAGAAUUGGUCCUUGCAUGGGUUUUAACCCAAGGAAAGGAUUUCAUUACUAUCCCAGGGACGAAGCGGCUCAAAUAUCUUGAGCAGAACCUCAAGGGUGGCCAACUUCAGCUGACAAAUGAGGAUCUAGCAGAAAUUCGGAAGGUUGUAGAUGCUGCUACAGUAAGCGGUACUCGUUAUUGAAGUCAUUGACGUGCUUUUACCAUGCAGAUAAAAUAAUCCUUGUGAAACCACCAUUUCAUUAAUCAUAAUAAAGCUUUAUAAUGAUACUCCAACGAC
This is a messenger RNA of Zychaea mexicana, 1091 nucleotides long. RefSeq names its product aldo/keto reductase. The record is from RefSeq and is a predicted model, not a curated record. The transcript is spliced from 4 exons. NCBI's taxonomy places the organism in Eukaryota, Fungi, Mucoromycota, Mucoromycetes, Mucorales, Lichtheimiaceae. Bases 24 to 995 code for a protein of 323 amino acids. Gene Ontology annotation, cellular component: cytoplasm.